AUGUCAAAAGGCCGUGUUUGUCUCGCCUACUCUGGAGGUCUUGAUACCUCCACGAUCCUGAAAUGGCUCAUCCUCGAGGGCUACGAGGUCGUGUGCUUCCUCGCCGAUGUUGGCCAGGUCGAAGACUUUGAUGCCGUCGAGAAGAAGGCCCUUGCUCUCGGUGCUGAGCGUAUGAUUAUCGAGAACCUUCAGAAGGAGUUUGUUGAGCAAAUUGUAUUCCGAGCGAUUCAGUGCAAUGCCAUUUACGAGGACCGAUACCUCCUCGGAACCGCUUUGGCUCGUCCUGUCAUUGCUCGUGCUCAGGUCCGCGUUGCUGAGAAGUACAACUGUGAUCUUCUGAGCCACGGCUGCACAGUUCGUUUCGAGCUCGCCUUCAAGGCCUGCAACCCUUCCAUUAAGAUCAUCGCUCCCUGGCGACUCCCCGAGUUUUGCGAAAAGUUCCAGGGCCGACAAGAUCUCCUCAAGUUCGCCGCUGAGAACAAUAUCCCCGUCUCAUCCACACCUAAGGCUCCAUGGAGUCAGGACGAGAACCUGGUUCAUUGCUCUUACGAGGCAGGCAUUCUUGAGGACCCUGAUCACACUCCUCCUAAGGAUCUUUGGACUCAGACUGUCGACCCUCUUGAGGCCCCUGACAAGCCUUUCGACUUCACUGUCUUUUUUGAGAAGGGCCUGCCCGUCAAGGUUGCUACCCCUGAUCAGGAGGCUACCGACUCAGUUGAGUUGUUCAAGCUUCUCAACAAGAUUGGCCACGACCAUGGAGUUGGCCGAAUUGACAUUGUCGAGAAUCGAUGGAUUGGACUCAAGAGCCGUGGCUGCUACGACACUCCUGGUCUCACCAUUGCUCGUCUAGCUCACGUGGAUCUCGAAGGUCUUGUCCUAGACUCCAAGGUCCGUAAGCUCCGAGACCAGUUUGUGACCAUUGAGUGGUCUCAAUGCCUCUACAACGGCAUGUACUUCUCCCCCGAGCGUGAGUGGCUCGACGAGGCCAUCGUUUCUGCCCAGAAGGGCGUCAACGGCCAGGUUCGCCUCCGGGUGUACAAGGGUAACGUCCAUGUCCUUGGACGAUCGAGCGAGACCAGCGCCCUCUACUCCCAAGAGGAUGCCUCCAUGGACAGCUUGGACACAUUCUCUCCUAUGGACAGCACCGGCUUCAUUGCUAUCCAGUCUAUCCGAUUGGAGAAGUAUGGUGCCCAGAAGGCAAAGGAUGGCCAGCCUCUCAGCCAGUCCUAA
Messenger RNA from Fusarium sp. VM40, 1230 nucleotides. NCBI's taxonomy places the organism in Eukaryota, Fungi, Ascomycota, Sordariomycetes, Hypocreales, Nectriaceae. The record is from the annotation of a GenBank genome assembly.